AUGCCAAAGACACCGUAUACAUCCCAAACCACCGCCGAAGAGGCCUGCACUGCGCUCGCGGAGCAUAUCCGCGGGAAAAGAGUCCUCAUAACCGGGCCCACGUCCACCUCCAUCGGCGGCGCGACAGCCCUCGCUCUCGCCUCGCUGCCGGCCACGCACCACCCCUCCCUCCUCAUCCUGGCUGGCAGGAACCCUGCCACAUUGGAGACCAUCGUCGCCAGUAUCGCCGAGAAGGCACCCUCCCUCCGGGUCAGACCUGUGGUCCUGGAUCUUGCGAGCCAGAAGAGUGUGCGUCGCGCGGCUGAGGAGGUCCUGGCAGACACUAGUGGCGUGGAUGUCAUCAUCAAUAAUGCCGGGGUGAUGGCUUGUCCGUAUGCCACGACGGAGGAAGGGGUGGAGUUGCAGUUCGGGACGAAUCAUCUGGGGCAUUUCUUGCUCACGAAUCUGCUGAUUCGGGAGAUGCUGGAGCGGAACGGUAACAGGGGGAAGGAUGGGGAGGUGGUUAGGGUGGUCAAUGUGAGUAGUGCGGGGCAUAAGAGAGGGGAGGUGAGGUUUGGGGAUGUUGGGUUUGAGAAUGGAAGUGUUUACGACAAGUGGCAGGCUUAUGGGCAGAGUAAGACGGCGAAUAUGCUGUUCUCCGUGGCUUUGGCGGGGAAACUCGGAGGUCGUGGGGUGAUUUCGGUUAGUCUCUACCCUGACAGGGUUCUGUCGGGCAUUGCGAGGCAUUUGGUGUUGGAGGAAUUUGUGAAGGCUGGAUGGAAGACCGAGGAUGGAAAGGUCGUUGAUGACCCGAAGUUGAAUUGGAGAUCAUUGAGCCAGGCAGCCGCGACGUUGAUUGUGGCCGGGUUUGAGCCGAGUAUUGCUGAGAGUAAUGGGUCGUACCUGGUCAAUAACCAUAUUGCUAAUGACCAGGCUGCUGCGUAUGCUCUAAGUCGAGGCAACGCGGAGAAGCUGUGGGCUCACACGGAGGAACUGGUCGGGGAGGAGUUCGACCUUUGA
Molecule: messenger RNA, 999 nt
Organism: Aspergillus fijiensis CBS 313.89
Lineage: Eukaryota; Fungi; Ascomycota; Eurotiomycetes; Eurotiales; Aspergillaceae
Product: NAD(P)-binding protein
Exons: 5
Coding region: 1-999 (332 amino acids)
Source: RefSeq, a predicted model, not a curated record